UGUUUGCGCAAAACCGAUUGCCUUAAAAUCCGUGAACAAAAUUGUUAAUGCCUAAUGGUCAACCAGCAGUUAACGUGACAAAUAUAUAAUAUAAUGAUGAAAAUAUUAUUAGGUGGUAACUUCAACUGUCAUAUCCCCAAAAUAAAAUACCUAAGUGUGCGGCUAAUAUCUUCAGUGAGAGGCAGUAAUAGUAAACAACUUGACAACUUUAAUCAACACAGUUUACACUUUACAACUUUUCUUGUCUCUUUAACCUUGGCGAUAAAGAUAUGCAUUGGUCCCUAGUUUGGGCUAUUUAUUUAAUAUAAUUGUAAUUAAAGUUCAAAUGAUCUUUAUAUUUAGCAAUGAAUGCCUUCUAAUAGUUAAGUGUCACCAAAGUCUUAUCUGUAUUAGUCUUUGGGGUACGGGAGGACCUCGUGUGGUGUCUGGAGAAGCUUAGUUAUAAAAUGACUAGUUCUGGACUUAAGUUUGCUCAGUUAGAACUUGAGAAAUAUGGAUGGAAAGAAGGUAAAGGCUUGGGCCGAGAGGAGAGUGGAAUGACCAAGGCCAUCAAACCAAAGCUUAAGUUUGAUAGUUCUGGUCUUGGUCAUGAUAUUGCAGAGGAGUUCAAGUUUCACUGGUGGGACCAUGUAUUUAAUGAGACUGCAGCGAAUAUCUCCGUUGACAAAACUCAGUAUGGAUCGGUGCAGCUCUCCAGGAAGAAGGAAGUAAUACAUGUGAACAAGAAGAAAUCAAGUGUGGAUAACAAAGCAAAACUCUAUGGAAGUUUUGUGGAGGGUGGCAUUCUACUUGGUGGAAAUGAAGAGAAAGAGAAAUCCGAGAGUGAGGAGUCUGAACACGAGCAAAAAUUUUCACACCAACUAACAGAUGAGGAACUGUUCAAGAUAUGUGGUGGACGAACUGCACACAAGGGAGCUCGACACGGCCUGAACAUGUCGGCCAAGCUGGCAAGGUCAGAAGAACUGGAACGUUUAUGGAUGCAGAAAUGGGCUACUUCAGAUGAGCAGGCCCAACAGGAACCUGUUGAGGGUGAAACCAAAGAGAAAAAGAAGAGAAAGAAACAAAAACAAAAUCGAGGUGAAGACAUAUCCGAGAUAGAUACAAUGUUCGAUGUUAAAUUAACAAAAGAGAAAAAAGUGAAAGUACAUAAGAAUGAAAACACAAAUUUUACCACUAAAGACUUAGAACGGAGUGGAAUGAGUAAUAAAUUAAAAAAGCGAAAAAGAGACGGUGGCAGUGCAUUGGAGUCUCCCUUAGAGGUAGUGAAAAAUGAAUCUUCUAAUGAUCAUAAUUGUUCUGAAGAGUUAACAAAUGAGGAUAUUGAACAACCAGAGUCUCAGGACAGUGAAAUGAACAGGUGUAAGAGAAAGGAAAAGAAGAAAAAGAGAAAAAAUAAAGAAACUGCUGUGGAUGACACAAAUGAAUGUGCAGGUGAUGGAAAGGAAAUGAAGAAGAAAAAAAGAAAGAAAGUAAAAUGUGCUGGAGAGAAAGAAAACAGUUGUACUGAAGUAGAAGAACAGGAGGCAAAAAUAGUUAAAGAGGAAAUAGAAGUAAACCAAGUAUGUUCUGAAAGUGAAACAACAGAACCAAAGAAGAAGAUGAAGAAGAAACUCAAGGACAAUGAUGAUAAGGUACAGCACACUGAAGGAAAUAGUGAGGUAGUACAAGUAACCCAGAAAAAGAAGAAAAAAAGAAGAGACACUUAAUAACCAGUAGGCCAUGUUGAAGUGGAUUUCAUGUUGCCAGUAUUUCUAGGGAGGAGCACAAUACCUGUACUGUAUGUAGUAUCUUUAAAACCAAUAUAUCCAUAGUGAAAAUAA
Molecule: messenger RNA, 1820 nt
Organism: Homarus americanus (American lobster)
Lineage: Eukaryota; Metazoa; Arthropoda; Malacostraca; Decapoda; Nephropidae
Product: G patch domain-containing protein 4-like
Exons: 5
Coding region: 447-1706 (419 amino acids)
Biological process (GO): regulation of ribosome biogenesis
Cellular component (GO): nucleolus
Molecular function (GO): nucleic acid binding
Source: RefSeq, a predicted model, not a curated record